AUGGAGGUCCUGGCAGUCCCGCAUGUCCAUGCACACCUCAGUACGCUUCCAUCGAGAACCGCUCUCCGGCAAUCCGCAGAAGCCCGAGUCGUAACCAUAAGCAGCAGCAGCAGCAGCCUUGGACGGAACCCGCUGAGAUUGACGGCAACUAGAAACGUGCACGGCGAUAAUCCGUUCACCUGCCGAUCCCGCCGAUCCCGCCAGUACCUUCAAAGCCUUCGUCGUGUCGCUGUCCGCGUCAGUGCUAGCCAAUCAGACGGCGAUUACACGGGCGAGAGCCAUGACUCUGCAGCUGGUGUCGCGGAUGUAUCAGCACGUCACGCUACUAAGGACGAGCUGGUCAAAUUCAUCUCAGGCAACGCGGAGGUAUCGGUGAUGGUGGUGGCGGCUACUGAUCUAGUCAAGGAGGCUCAGACACGCCACGGCAUGGCCCCCACUGCUGUGGCAGCACUGGGACGGCUCCUAAUGGGGACGUUGCUGCUGGGGGCAAUGAAGGGCCCAGACGAAUCCGUGCAAGUCACAGUGAACGGCCGGGGGCCUAUUGGGCAGAUCACGGCUGUUUCAGCGCAGCACGGGGAGGUGAAGGGUUUCGCCCACAACCCUCUGGCCGACCCGCCUCUCAACUCCAAGGGCAAGAUGGACGUGGGAGGUGCAGUUGGAAAGGGAGUGCUGAGCGUCAUUCGAACCCAUCCGUCCUGGCAGUCCCCUUACACUGGCACUGUGCCUCUGGUAUCGGGGGAGAUCGCAGAGGACCUGGCAAACUAUCUGGCGGAGAGUGAGCAGAUCAACUCAGCUAUGGGGCUGGGAGUGGCGGUGGGCAAAGAUGGCAUCGUCAGGGCGGCUGGCGGUUUCCUCGUUCAAGUCCUGCCGUUCUGCUCGGACGAGACACUAGACAAGCUAGAGGCCAACGUCCAAUCGCUGGGUGCCAUGUCAGACGCGGUGCAGCGCAUGGAUGCAGUGGCCAUUGCCCACCAUCUCCUGCAGGGACUGCAUCCCGAACCUGUCUUAGAUCCGAUUGUGCCUACCUUUGGCCCAUGUGGCUUGGAAGAUUUGAAGCCCCGGAUGCUCAGAGCCGUGGAGUCACUAGGAGCCGAGGACGUGAAGAAACUGAUUGAGGAAAGAGGGACGGUGGAGGUUCGGUGCGAGUUUUGUGCAGAGAAGGUGGUUUUCACCGAGGAGGAUUUGCACGAUCUUCUAGUGAAAGCAGGAAAGGAAUAA
Molecule: messenger RNA, 1218 nt
Organism: Closterium sp. Yama58-4
Lineage: Eukaryota; Viridiplantae; Streptophyta; Zygnematophyceae; Desmidiales; Closteriaceae
Source: the annotation of a GenBank genome assembly